Acanthosepion pharaonis is the source of this 606-nucleotide messenger RNA. The record is from the annotation of a GenBank genome assembly. NCBI's taxonomy places the organism in Eukaryota, Metazoa, Mollusca, Cephalopoda, Sepiida, Sepiidae.
AUGAUCUCUCUUUCUUUGACCUUUGAUCUCUUUCUCACUCUCUCUUUGACCUUGCUAUCUCUCUCUCUUUGCCUCUCCUUGGUCUCUCCCUCUCUCUUUUUUUAUCCCUCCUUCUUUCUUUGCCUUUCCUUGGUCCUUCCCUCUUUCUUUGCCUCUGCUUGGUCCAUCAAUCUUUCUUUGCAUCUCCUUGGUCUCUCUCUCCCUUUCUUUGCCUCUCCUUGGUUUCUCUCCCUUUCUUUCUUUGCCUCUCUUUGGUUUCUCUCCCUUUCUUUCUUUGCCUCUCUUUGGUUUCUCUCCCUUUCUUUCUUUGCCUCUCUUUGGUUUCUCUCCCUUUCUUUCUUUGCCUCACCUUGGCCUCUCUCUUUCUUUGCCUCACCUUGGCCUCUCUCUUUCUUUGCCUCACCCUGGCCUCUCUCUUUCUUUGCCUCACCUUGGCCUCUCUCUUUCUUUGCCUCACCCUGGCCUCUUUCUUUCUUUGCCUCACCCUGGCCUCUCUCUUUCUUUGCCUCUCCUUGGUCUCUUUCUCUCUUGAUCACUUUCUCUUUGUUCCUUCUUGAUCUCUCUUUCUCUCUCUUUGUUUCUGUUCCCAUACCGGGCAUGUCUUAG